AUGCCAAAUUUGCGAAUCCUGGCCUGUGGUGGAGAUGGAACGGUGGGCUGGAUCCUCUCCAUCCUAGAUGAGUUGCAGCUAAAUCCCCAACCUCCUGUUGCUGUGCUUCCACUUGGCACUGGGAAUGACCUUGCUCGCACCCUCAACUGGGGAGGGGGAUAUACGGAUGAACCUGUUGCAAAAAUCCUCUGCCAUGUAGAAGAUGGAACUAUUGUUCAACUGGACCGCUGGAACCUCCAUGUGGAGAGAAACCCCGAUUUACCGCAGGAUGAACUUGAAGAUGGAGCACGGAAGCUUCCCCUUAGUGUCUUCAAUAACUACUUCAGCCUUGGAUUUGAUGCUCAUGUCACUCUGGAAUUCCACGAAUCUCGAGAAGCAAAUCCUGAAAAAUUCAACAGCCGCUUUCGAAAUAAAAUGUUUUAUGCAGGGGCAGCAUUUUCAGACUUCCUUCAGAGAAGUUCCAGAGAUUUAUCCAAACAUGUGAAAGUUGUUUGUGAUGGCACAGACCUGACCUCAAAGAUUCAGGAGUUGAAAUUCCAGUGUAUAGUGUUUUUAAAUAUACCCAGGUAUUGUGCAGGCACAAUGCCCUGGGGAAAUCCAGGAGACCACAGAGAAUUUGAACCUCAGCGGCACGAUGAUGGUUACAUUGAGGUUAUUGGAUUCACUAUGGCCUCCUUGGCUGCUCUUCAAGUGGGAGGUCAUGGAGAAAGGUUACAUCAAUGCCGGGAGGUGACACUCUUGACUUACAAAUCAAUCCCCAUGCAAGUGGAUGGGGAGCCUUGUCGCUUGGCUCCCUCUCUCAUCCGAAUCUCCCUGAGGAAUCAGGCCAACAUGGUCCAGAAGAGCAAGAGGAGGACAUCCAUGCCUUUACUCAAUGAUCCCCAUGCCAUCCCAGAACGCCUACGAAUCAGAGUGAAUAGAAUUAGUUUACAAGAUUAUGAGGGACUGCAUUAUGACAAGGAAAAGCUCCGAGAAGCUUCUAUUCCUCUGGGAAUUAUAGUUGUUCGAGGAGACUGUGACUUGGAAACUUGUCGUAUUUAUGUGGAUCGCCUAGAGGAGGAUUUGCAGUCAGUCUCUUCAAAUACACAGAGAGUUCACUACCAGGAUGAGGAAAGCACCUUUCCAAGAGUAUCAUCGGUCCAAAGACUUUCCCCUAGAUGGUGCUUCCUAGAUGCAACUUCCGCUGAUCGCUUCUACCGCAUCGACAGAUCUCAGGAACAUUUGCACUUUGUGACGGAAAUUUCGCAGGACGAGAUUUUUAUCCUGGACCCAGAGCUGGUAGCAAGUCAGCCAGCAGGGACACCACCAGGAAUGCCUGAUCUAGUAGUGGAGCAGGCCUCUGGAAUAUCGGAUCGGUGGAACCCUGCGGUUCGGAAGCGCAUGCUGAGUGACAGCAGCCUAGGAAAGAUGUCCCCACACUACGAGGUACCUGAAAAACAAAAGGAGGCCAGCCAGACGCACAUGCUGCAAUCCCCAGUUUCUUCAGAAGAUCAAGCACUUUUGCAGUCAGUAAUAGCUGGUGAUUUUUUAAAAUUCAUAGAAUGCUGUACAAAGGGAGCUAAUCUGCUAAUCCAGGGGCCUGAGCACUGUUCCUUACUUCAUCAUGCUGCCAAGACUGGGCAUGGUGAGAUUGUGAAGUACAUUCUAGACAAUGGUCCUUCUGAAUUACUGGAUAUGACAGAUAGUGAAACGGGUGAGACGGCACUUCACAAGGCAGCAUGCCAGCGCCACCGGGGUAUCUGCCAGCUUUUGGUAGAGGCAGGAGCGUCAUUGAGGAAAACCGAUUCCAAGGGUAAGACACCUCGGGACAGGGCCCAACAGGCAGGAGAUCCAGAUCUAGCUUCUUACCUGGAGAGUCGACAGAACCACCAAGUAGUUCCCCAUGAAGACCUAGAGACUGCAGUGUGAUAAUUGUGGUCGGUGAGAGAAUAACCUAGGAGAUAACAAGGCUGAACCCGAGGCACACUUGGGCAUCAUGAAAGGAGGGGAAAAAUAGAAUCGACACGUCUCUCGUUCUCAUGAAAAACAUCUGAGAAGAAGCCACCAGUUUGUAAGGGCUACGGAGACUUGCCACAGGACUCUCAUGUUCCCAUAUGUUAACCUGUGGGGAUAAAGGAGGAGAUUUAAAGGUCUGUGGAAUCCAUGGGCCAAGGACAUUUAUCUUUAUUGCUCUCAGCAAGUAGCAUGAACAUCUCCUGUGUUCCUCUGUAGAAUUUAUGUGAACAAUAACAACAGAAGGUGUGGAGGAAAAAAGAAAAAUAAGAUGAAUAUUCAAAAUCCAGCCAAACCCUUUCCCUCACCACAAAUCCUUGCCAUAAAACUCUUGUGUUCCUAAAUGUUAGUCCCAGCUGCCUUUUCCUUCAGUCUUGUGCUCCAUAUUCUUCCUAUUUCUGUCCCCACAGUGGUACAUCAGUAAAGUGGUGUCUGUUUAUCUCUGUACUAAAUCUUCAUAGCUGCUAAAGAUGGAACCAGUGUUCUGAGGAAAGCCCUGGGUGCUCUUGGCAAAAUAAUACCUUUAAAUAACAAAAAUCACUUGUACUCCCCCAAGAGAUUAUAUUCACAGAUGUUUCUCCUUUUGAACAUAUUUGAACUGCUGUAUUACUCAGAUAUGUAUAAGAGCUGUUGCAAAAACAAUCACAAAGAGAGGAGUGGGUUUCAUAUGGAUUUGAGAAUCUAGAGACAACUGGGGUUGGUGGCACACAAAGAAACACAUGAGUUGGUAGUGAUGUGCUUAAACUUCUCUCAGAAAGUAUGCUAGUUUUAUUCAAAUUUUCCUGGCCUCCCACCAAAUGUCUCAGAUUAUGGGUAUGAGAAGGUGCUCCAUAAUUCCCCCCUCCAUUUUCCUUUGGGCAAAAUCUGGAGACAAUUUAUGGAUUUGUCAAAUUCACUCAAGAAAUUAUGCUCAUCAUAGUCUUUUCAGUGACCACUCUAACAAGGUGACACAGCUGCCUCUUUGUUCCCACAAUAGAUCAUCAGUGUUUAGUCAUAAUGUUUGUCUUGAACUGACUACCUUUGAGUAUCUGAGAUACAUUUGAGGCUGCCAGAGACCAGAGAAUCAUUAUUAGUACACAUAAUGUGUUGCAUUUGGUCAAAUAACAUAGCCUUUAGCUUUUCUCGUUUGCUUUUUAAGGGCACUUGAAACUAAAUUAAAAGUAUCUGCUGAUAGAUCUUGGCUUGUUGGUAUAAAGUAGAGGUAGGGAAAGUGCAGCCCAUUGUUUGCACAUGGUACCUAACACAAUUUUGGGGGACCCUUAACACCUGGAAAUGGCUCUAUACGCCCAAAUGGGUGGGCAAUUUCAUUACAUUCUCCCAUGCCAAUUUCAAUUCCUGUUUUUUUUUUUAAAUUAAGGCUUCUCCUUGGCCCAAAUAAAAAAAGAAUGAAAAAAAUAUAUUGACAGUGCAAUGCUAAGCAUAUUUAUUCUAUCUAAAUUCACUAGAUGCCCUCUAGUAAUGGUGUUUAGGAGUGCAUCCAAAAUUCCCAUUGGAUGGCAAGCAUGAGUUACUGGACUGGAGAAUGGCUUUAUUCAUUGAGAAGUAGUUCUGCAAAUUAUGGAAUUAAACUUUUCCAUUGCUUCUUCUAUUAGGUUUGUUUAAUCCCUCUCCCCAAAUCUCAGCCUUAGUUGAUAUCCAACAAAAUAAUCAGUCCUAGAACAAAGUCAGGGUGAUCUACUGCAAAGGAUCACAGUUGUAUAUCUACCUGUCCAAGUCUAGGGAUCCACCCAAGUCUAGGAAUGUAUUUCUUUGCUUUUUUGUGUGUGUGUUCUUCUAUUCCAGAACUAAAAUGUGAAAGUUUUCUCUUCCUUGGAUGAAAUUUUGUGCAUUUUAAUUUGAUUUUUUGUUGGCUUCCUUGUAAUUUUUUUUAAAUUGUUUUGCCAAUUUUUGCAUUAAAUUUAAUUUCACACAAAAACAACAGGUUUUGGUCAAAAAUAACAUUUUCCCAAUUUCUAUGAAAAAAUCUCUAGUCUUUUCUCUCUCAAGCAGAGGUACAAAACAUCAAGAAAGUUCCGUUUUUUCAGCGAUGAUGCCCUUUUUUGUUUUAUGGAAUUAUUCCAUAGUAACUUCUAGGAAAUUUGGUUGUCACAGAGCCGAUAGGUUGCCACGGAGCCAAUUUCAGUGGCAUAACCUUUUUUGCCCAGUAUAUGGUAGUACCCUUUGGUAUGGCAUCAAAAAGGAAGCAUGAACGAAUGAAUGUGCUCAAUUUCCCAGGCUUUGUAUCUUUGUCUACAGAAGUUACAUGCUCAGUCACAUCUAUAUAGCAUUAAGGUUGAGUCAGACCUUGGACAAUUACUUUUGGCUACUACACACAGAAUUCUCCCAGUCAUCUUUGCUUAGGAAUUCUAGGAGUUGUACUCAAAGAGAACUUUCCCUAGCUUUCUGUAGAAGUCCAUACAUUAACUUAUGAUGGUUGGCUUGUAUGUUUCUGUGAAUUUGGUUUUCUAUAUUAUAAUUAUUAUUUUAUUUAUUUAUAUCCCACCUAGGGACUCAAGGUGUCUAUAAGCGUACUGUUAACUUGGUCUUAGCUUUACUUGGGAUAACUUCUGUCUAUAUAUCCAAUUGGGAAUACAGUGAUUAUAUUAUCAUAUGGUACUAUGUUUUCUUCCCCCUAGUGACUGAAUUUGAAGCAAAUUUUAGAAUGAUAGCAUUGUGCCUUCUUUUCAAAGGCCACCUUCCACCACAUGGAGCCAUCCCUCUCCCCCAUUGGGAGCUCAGUUGGGGGCAGUCAUUGUGUGACAGUAACAAUGUCCAAGACAGAAGUUGUAAGAGAAAUGGGCAUUUAAUUGUGCCUUUUAAUAUUCAAGGUGUCCUGAAGCACUUUCCAAAAGCAAUGUGUCAGCAGUUCAUCAACUGUGUACUACUUGGAACAGUCAUUAUGCUUUCAAAAUAGCUUACAGGCAGCCUAGGGUAUCAGUGUGUGUGUGUGUGUGUGUGUGUGUGUGUGUAAUAUCAAGCAGGAAGUGGAUGAGGCCAUGGCUAUAUUUUUCUUUUCUUUUCCAUCUCAAGAAAACCACAAAUCAUACAAGCACCCCAACAUAUGACUCGAGUAAUAUAUACUAUCUGCACUAUUGUCCCACUGAAGCAGAUAAGAACAUAAAGUCAAUUGGGGUGAAAGAACUGAAUGGAUGCAAAUGCUUGUUAACAGGCAAAUUAUCCCAAUGAUCAUACAAGCACUCUGGGAGAGAAUUGACUACGACAUCUGCUUCUCUGGUGCCAGAAUUUCCCCAAACAAAAUGUGGGGAGCCAUGGAUGGUAAUGUUUAACACUGUCCUUAUCAACAAAUUUAUGGUAGCAUGGAUUCAUGGAGUGAAGCCUAUAGUUUCUAAUGCUUGAAGAAUUACAAUCUGUUGACCUAGGGAGAACCUGUGUGUAAAGGGACAGUGCAAAUCAGGGAAACAGUAAAGUCAAAUAGCAAUACAAUACAAAAAGUACAUUUUGUGACCAUUCAGAUACAGCUUCCAUGUUUGCAAAUAAGCACAGGGACCACUCAUUACAACAGUUAGUAAAGGCAGCAAUGGAAGUGGCUCUGUUAAAAUUCUCACUGUAAAAAUGGCCACUUUCAGACACAGUAUGCAUGUCUCUACUUGGAGCAAUAGCAACUCAGUACUUCUGUCUACUUAGUUCUCUACAAAAUAUCUUCUACCUAGCUUAAGGAACCAUGGUUUGAUUUACCCUAGUUUAUCCCCACUACAACUGUGUUGCUUAACAUCAACCAGGGACCUUCAUAGCCAAACAAGGCUUUCACACUGAGUUCCUUAGUUCAAGUUAAGUAUGUUGUUUACUACAUCACACUGGUUCACACUUGGCUGUCUGUAUUUUCCCAUUUCUGUGAUUCGUUGUAUGGCAUUGUGUCCAUCUAGGGUUUCUUGUUCUGUUUUUGACAAGGAUUUCAAUUCAUUGACUGAUGAUAUCUGAUCUGAAAGUAGCAGAGCAUGUGGUACAAGCUGUAGGGAGAAUAGUUGUGCAAGAAACUUAAAAUUAUCUCAUUUUCAUCACAGUGCAGCUUCCUAAAUACCUGGUCUAGUGCUAAAGCAGUGAACCAGCAGUAUGGGAUGUUGCUUCAAGUCAUGGAUAUGUGACCAUAUGUCUCAUACCUAAGCUUAGGCUGAGAAACAAGAAACAAGAGUACCUGCAUGCAUCCAUUAUUAGGAAAAGGAUGCCCUGCUAAGAUUGUGCCUUGAGCUGGGCUUCCCAAGCUCUGAAUGGAAUAUUCCACAGCCAUGGAAUUUGUAUCUUAAUUUUCCAAGCAGUUUCAGGUUUGGAGUACAUAAGGUGUAUGCCCUGACUCCUAUUUUAAAUGACAUUCAUUUCUCCUGUUUUCAUGGUGGUUGUGGUAAAAAGUGAAAUGUCUAAGACUUCUGUACAUCUUACAGUGUGUACUAAGCAUAUUGUGGAUUGAUUGCAAAGAGCCACCAAUAAGCAGCCAUUUUAUUGCAUUUGCAAUACACCAAAAGAUCCAUCUCCUAACCCUGUUAUAUAAGGCUUUCGCCUGAUAAAUCAAGCAGACCUUACUUUAUUAUUACGCAGAACCAGACAAUCACUGGUGAUACAGACUAAGUUUAAAGUUAAGUUUAAAUGAAUUGUGCUUUAGACCCCCUGAAAUCAAUGGGGAAUGAGUUGGUCAUCAUUGCUUUGUGGAUGUGAUUACACUGUUGAAUUUACUAAAGAACAAACCUUCUCUUAUUUCAGUUCCAUGUGCAAGAGUAAUGAAUAUCAAAAGUUUGUCUCCUCACUAGAUAAGAUUAUAAGAGUACAUUUGCAAUGAUUUUUCGUAUUUGGGAAGGAAUUUUCUUUGCCCUUCUUUGUUUAUUUUUGUGAAAAACAAUAUUCUUUUGCAAAAAUAUAUAUUUUUGUUCAAAAUGCUGUUUAUAUGAAAAAUAUGCUUUCUUCCCCUCCCCCAAUCACUUUUUCACUAAAUUUCUUUUGCAAAUUUUCAGACACAAAAUUCUCAACAUGCAAAUAUAUAUAUAUAUAUUUCAACAAUAAACAUUCUCUCAAUGGAAUGGGAUGUUUGAGGGAUGCUUUCUCACCAUGAUUAAGAAAAUCUUUUUGAGAUUCUUUGCAACCCUAGAAUUCACUAUUGCUAGGCUUGAUGGCUGUCAAUCUAAAUAGCUUUAAAAGUGAUUUAGAUUUAUUAAUGAAAAAUGGAGUUAUAAAUGGCUACUUAUGGCUGGAAAGCAUACAUGGAAGGGUGCAAUUGCACUCUUCUCCUGCUUGUGGGCUUCCCAUACAGAACUGUUUAGCUAUUGGAUGAACAGUAGGGGGGAAAGGAAGAUAAUAUUAUAGAUGGAUUAAUUCAGUAAAGGAAGAUUCAGAUCUGAGUUUGCAAGAUCUGAGCAGAGCUGUUAAUAAUUUGGGACCUUGAAAGUUUGUCAUUUGUAGUGUCACAUAAAUUGAAGCCAACUUCAUGACAAAUAAUUACAAGAAAAUUUAAUUUGGACCCGGUACAUACUUGCUUCACUGUCCGUAGUGGCAGCGGCAUUUUUCCUCUGUAGGGAAGCUGCAGCCACCGAACUGCGCAGCUUCCCUGUGGAGGAAAAAAACGAGCAAAAAAAGGGGUUCUUUUAAAGCCGCAGGGGCUGAAUAACUAGUGCGCCACAGGCGCACUGGUUACAUAAGCACUGUGCAGCAACAUGUGGACACCACACAAUGCUUACGUAACAAUGGUGGCACCCAUGUAUACAGGGUGCCGCCAUUGUUAUGGCAUCAUGCCAUACUAGGGUUAGGGACUGCGGUUGCUGCGCAGUCCCUUAACCCUAGUACGGCAUCAGCACAGUGCUUUAGUGCUGUGUGUACCACGCCUUGGAUCCAAAUUAUUAUUUUCUUCUGGAUCUAUGAGAAACCUAUAUGACAAUAUGACAAUGUUACCAUACAGAAGGCAGCUGUAUCACAAAAUUAACAUUUAACAUACAGGUAGAAUGCAAGGCUUAUCAAAUGUAAUUUUCAGGUCAUGGAGAUAGGACAGAAAGGCCCAACUGUAUGGGUUUAUCCAGUAUGGAUGCACUGUUUAGAUUUAUUAGUUACAUGCCAUAAGUGGACAUGCACAAGAUUAUUGGUUUGAUCAGAUUUUGGCAUGCCUGAUUUUGUUUAGGAUUACAUUGAGAACAAUAGGGGGGGAGCUAGUGUGUGUUGUGUGAAUGCAUGUGUGUAUGCCAGAGAGGAAAAGAGUAAUUAAUUAUUGAGAAGUUCCUUUGUAUGUGAUGAAGGUGCCUUUGUACUUUCUUGGUAAUGUGUGAUACUGCUAAGCAAACCUGGGGCACUAAAGGGUUUUAGUGUGUGAUGAACAAUGUCGGUAUAUUUUAUAUCUUGCACGGGUGCUGAAAGUAAGCAUUACAGGAAGUGUACAUGUCUCCUUCCUAGUAAUGUUUCAUAAAAUAAAAGGUGUGCUGUGACAGAGUCAUACAUUUUUAGAUUGCGAAUUUGUCUUCCUGUGUCCCAAUACAUUGGUAGUAUUUUCAGAGGCAUGGAAAUCUGUAAUACAAUUACAUAUACUGGAUUAUUUCUUUCUUGUGCUCUAAAGUAUUAUUAGUAUUUUUAAGGAAAUACACAAUUAUGAUUAUGUAAUAUCAAGCAUCUUAAUUUACGCAGACAUUACUGUGGGGGAAAGAAUAACACUCUGAGCUACUUGUGUUGGUGGCUGCUCCUAAAAUUUGUUUAUAGCUAAGGUGUUGAGAUUAGAAGAGUACUGCUGGAUCAGUCCAAGGGCCAAUCUAGUCUAGCAUUAUUUUCACCCAGUAUUCAUCCACUUGCCCAUUGAAAGAUCACCAGUAACACAUGAGUGCAACUCCACCCUUCAUUAAAUAGUUUGCUUUUGGGAUACAGGCCAUGGACCCAUGGAGCAUCUGCUGUAAUUCCCCAAAGGGACAUGAACAGUGGUACAUCCAGCUGGCCCUCAAGCCUAUGGUGUCCUUAGCUAGAAAUAAAAGAGUUAUCUCUGCACCUAAACUAUCAUCUCAUCUUUCAUUCACUUCUCAUCACUUAUUACUGAGUCUCAUUUCAAUUUUGCGCAUGCUCAAGUGUAUGUGCCUUGUCAAGACUGAAAGGUGCAUGCAUGCUCUUUUUUUGUAACAUUUCUUUUUAAAACACACACAGUGGCAAAGAGUAAACACUGGCAUAUUUUUAAAAAGAUGGUAACCCCUUUCCCCACGCACACAGUUUUUAUGCUUGACAUGUAUGUUGUACUUUGGCAUGCAUAACUGAGUUCAAAGCAUCAAACAAGAAUUAGCAAGUACUGAAAUCUGUGCAAGUUUGCAGAAAAGACAUGUCUGAUGCCACAUGUGUCGGCCUCGAGCAGUGCUCCAUAUUCUUGUGUGGGGCUGGAAACCCACUCAAAUGUAUACAAUGUGAAUUAAGUUUAAUAAUAUAUUUGCUUUGGUUUGUUUUUACAAAAUUGGUGCAUUUGAAUAAGAUGCACAUAUAGAAAGAAUAUACUUCCCAGAGUGGUGGGAUCUAGAGUUCAGCCAUCUAAAAAAGACUGGCCUGGUCAGGACCUGGUGAUGUGAAAUGUGGCUACUCCUGGAUUGUCUUUGUUGCAUUUUGGUUCCAUUGUAACUCUUAAAAUGACUGUCCCAUUCUAUGGUAAAACUGGGACUAAAGUAUUUCCUGUUAUCAAUAAAUCACAAUAAAUGUGAUUCUCUU
This is a messenger RNA of Sceloporus undulatus (fence lizard), 9633 nucleotides long. RefSeq names its product diacylglycerol kinase iota (gene DGKI). Gene Ontology annotation, molecular function: ATP-dependent diacylglycerol kinase activity; protein binding. Gene Ontology annotation, biological process: diacylglycerol metabolic process; lipid phosphorylation; intracellular signal transduction. Lineage: Eukaryota; Metazoa; Chordata; Lepidosauria; Squamata; Phrynosomatidae. The transcript is spliced from 22 exons. The record is from RefSeq and is a predicted model, not a curated record. Gene Ontology annotation, cellular component: nucleus. Bases 1 to 1908 code for a protein of 635 amino acids.